Molecule: messenger RNA, 4383 nt
Organism: Cordyceps militaris CM01
Lineage: Eukaryota; Fungi; Ascomycota; Sordariomycetes; Hypocreales; Cordycipitaceae
Product: ABC transporter, putative
Exons: 4
Coding region: 1-4383 (1460 amino acids)
Biological process (GO): transmembrane transport
Cellular component (GO): membrane
Molecular function (GO): ATP hydrolysis activity; ATP binding; ABC-type transporter activity
Source: RefSeq, a predicted model, not a curated record
AUGGGCGACGAUACAUCAUUUGGCCCUCGGCUGUUGGGCCACUUUGAUUUCACCUUGCUCUUUGAGCACAUCAUCUUUCAAAUCAUUCCCUCAGCCCUCGUCCUCUUUGCAACGCCCUUUUACCUUCACAGGUUGAUCCGCGGCACGGCUCUCAUCCGCCCCGGCUGGCUCCUCCCCGUGAAAGUCGCGGCUGCCAUUGCUCUCGUCGCGUUUCAGACGGCAAACUUGGUCCUGUGGUCUUCAUCCAACCUCGAGCAUGUGGAUCUUAGGCUGGGUCGAAUCGCUGCCGUGUUUUCCUUGCUCAGUGCAAUCUGCAUUGCCAUCAUUACCGCAUUUAGCCACGUCUACUUCCUUUCAUCUUCGACCUUUCUUGGUCUGUUCCUCACCAUGACACUCCCCGCAGAUAUUGUCACCACCUUGUCCUAUCACAACCGCCCGGGCCUUGUGCUAAUGGCACGACUUCAGAUCGCUGUGCCAGUUCUCAAAUUCGUAAUACUUGGACUCGAAGAGGUUUCGAAACGUGCUCUUAUUCACUCCCAAAACGUCCGCAAUUCGCUAGGCAGUGAGAAUCUCGCCGGAUUUUGGAACAAGUCCCUGCUCAUCUGGCUGAACCCCCUUUUGCUUUUCGGGUUUCGGCACAAGAUUACAAGCAGUUCACUUCCAGCUCUUGCCUCCCAAUUCGGGUCUGACAUUCUACAUCGCGAGUUCGAGACCCACUGGAAAUUGCGCGAAAAGAAAACGUCGAGAUACGCCUUGGUGAUUGUCCUGUUUAUGGCUAUACCCUGGCCGCUUUUAUACGUACUCCUUCCCCGUCUGCUCGUGACUGGGUUCACGUUUUCACAGCCCUUUCUACUCCAAGACAUUGUGAACGAGGUUUCGACAGAAAAUUCAUCUGUCGACGUUGAGCAUGGUUUAUUAGUGGCUACUGCUAUCAUCUAUACUGGCUUAGCGGUAUCGAGGUCAUGGUAUGUCUACGUAAAAAACCAAGUCCGAAUCUGUGUGCGAGCCAUCUUGGCGUCCGCCAUCUACCAUAAAUCCUUGAGGCUUGACGCUACUGAAUUAAGAAAGAAAGCGGCAGUUACACUGAUCAAUACGGAUCUGAAAGGCAUUGAUCAACUUUUGGAACUUGGUUAUGAGAGUCUCGCCUAUAUUCUUGAAAUUGGACUUGGCAUAGCGAUGCUUGCGAGAUUUGUCGGCGCUGCCACAAUAUUCGCAGUUCUUCCUACCGUCGGUAUGAUCUCUCACUCCAUAACCUUCUCAGGAAGGUCAGUUACUCACAAGGGAAUAGUUGCAACGGUUCUUGUUUUGUUUGUGGCCAAGAAAAUGCUGGUGACUCGUCGCAAAUGGAACGAGCACAUUGCGGCCCGCGUCGAGACUACAUCCAACAUGCUCGCCCAGGCCAAGGAUGUCAAAAUGAUGGGACUGGCGCCUGUCUUUGCCCGUGAGCUUCAAGAUAAAUUCGAAGUUGAAACUCUAGUCGCCAUGAAGGACCGCAACUACUUGACUGCCUCUUUGACUCUCUCGGCGUUUGGCGCCUCCGUCACCCCGGUGCUCGUUGUGGCCGGCGCCCUUUUCUGGCGUCUGGUAUCGCAACCCAUGACCGCUUCGCGCUUCUUCACCAUACUUGCCUUUGUACAGCUUGUUGCUCAGCCGCUUGCCCUGUUUCUCGAGUACACCCCAUAUUGGACAACUGGCUUUGCCGCGAUUUGCCGCAUUCAAGAGUUUCUGGCCAUUCCCGAGGUGCAAGACCCGCGAGUAUUUGUCUUUGACCCCAACGCCAGCGUCGAAAAGGGCCACACAAAUCGGCAUGCACCGGGUACCCUCUUUGCGGUAGAGAUGUCGUAUGUUUGCGUCACGUCAGACUUUGCAGGCCCAAUCCUACGGAGCGUCUGCGCGGGGUUUCCAUUCGGCACCGUCGCCAUGAUAUUCGGCCCCGUUGGAUGUGGCAAAACAACUAUGCUCAAUGUAAUUUUGGGAGAGGCCACGAUCAGUCACGGUGAUGUGAAGCUGGCAUCCGAUUCUAUAUCGUAUUGCAGCCAAGUGCCGUGGAUCCAAAACAUGACAAUCCGACUCAACAUUGUUGGUCAAAAAAAGUUUGACGCAACCAAGUACGCAAGAGUAAUCUAUAUAUGUGCUUUGGACGAUGAUCUUCAACAGAUGCCCGAUGGUGACGAGACCAUUGCCGGUACGGAUGGUUGCAAUUUGAGCGGUGGGCAAAAGUCGCGUAUUGCGUUGGCGCGAACACUCUACCUGGAGGCGGACAUCAUGCUUUUGGACGAUCCCUUCAGCUCUCUGGAUAAAGAGACGGCGUCGGCGAUCCGUCUGAGGCUCUUUAGCGAGAGCGACUUGACCCAGGAUGGACGCACGACAAUCAUCAUGACGACCAGCGUCAAGGCGCACCUCGUCGACGCCGAUAUCCUCUUCCGAAUUGCUGAAAAUGGCGAGGUUGAAACAGCCCCAAUAACACUGCGGGAACUCUCUCCAGACUCGAUUAUGAAGCGCAUGAAUUUACCGGAGGACAAGAUGUACCGAGUGCCAAGCAGCCAAGCAGAGGAGCUCCCUGCGGUUAAAGCAAAUGACAAUACACGCGAUCCUGCGUGUGCCAGGCACGCGGGAGACUUUUCGCUCUACUCUUAUUUUGUGCGCCCAGCAGGUGCGUUUCAACUCAUGUUCUGGUCGACUCUCCUGGUGCUCUCCGCCGUGGCAGAACGCAUGCCCCAAAUCUUUGGACGCAUCUGGAUGGAGACGGAUCCUACCAAUGAUGCCUACUACGCCGGUUAUGCCUUCUUCGGCGUCGCCAACCCGAUUAUGCACAUCCUCUCCAUUGGUGGGUUCUAUCAUCUUGUCAAUGCAAAGGCGGUCAACGCUCUGCAUUGGGCUCUGGCCGACACGACGAGCAGAGCGACGUUUGAGUUUAUCAUGGAAGAAGACGCCAAUUUCUUGCUCAACCGAUUUAGCAUCGACACGUCAAUGGCGACGCAGACGCUGCCCACCACCAUCAUUACUGUGGUUUGGUGCGGCCUCACUGUGCUCAUCGACGUGGGCGUGAUUGCCUCGGGUGCCAGCUACGCGUCACCCAUUAUACCAGUCUUUCUCCUCGUCGUAUAUGGCAUCCAGCGGUUCUACCUGCGCACCUCGCGACAGCUGAGGGAGAUGGAACUGGAUGUGUCCAAAUUGCUGACCAGGCACAUGGUGGAAACUACAGCUGGGAUCGAGCACAUCCGAGCGUUUUGCUGGCAGGAGGCGUUUACGAAGGAAUUCCAUGAGAUUCUGGACGUCACCCAGAAACCUUUUUAUUUUCUCAUCUCCAUCAAUCAAUGGCUCCGUUCUGUUAUGGAUCUGAGUACGGCUGCGUGUGCCGUGUCGAUUGUCGGUCUGGCCCUCAACUUUCACAACACGGCGUCGCCUGCUUCGAUGGGAUUGUCACUUCUGAGCCUUCUCUACUUUAGCGAGACUGCUGCCAUUUUUGUGCGAUACUAUGUCAACAUGGAGAUGGCUUUCGGCGCUGUGGCACGCAUCAGAGCCUAUAUGAAUCACACCCCAAAGGAGGAAGAAUGGGACUGCGCACCGGUGCCGGAUGAUUGGCCGUCGGCUGGCAAACUGGAUUUCAGCUGCGUGGGCGCAGUCUACAAGCCGGAUACUGAGCAAGCGCGUAAAGUGUUUAGGAACGUAUCCGUUACAGUUGAGCCCGGGCAGACCAUCGGAAUCAUUGGUCGAACUGGAAGCGGCAAAUCAACACUACUACUUGCCCUCUUGCAUUUGAUACGAUACUCGGGGACCAUCCACAUUGACAAUCGCGAGGUCAAGAGCGUGCCCCGAGAGCUUCUCCGCAGGCGCAUCACGACGAUGACGCAGGGCGGUCUUGAGCUCAACGGCUCCGUCCGUCUCAACAUGGACCCGUUCCAGCUUCGCACGCGCGGCGGCAGUCGGGGCACGGUCCCGUUUCCAAGCGACGAGGGUCUGGCGGAGAUUUUGCGCCAGGUCGGGCUCUGGAGCCAGGUUGCGGACGCGGGCGGCCUCGACGGCUCCAUGGCGCGGCUGAAGCUGUCGCGCGGGCAGAAGCAGCUGUUCCACGUUGCGCGGGCCAUUCUGCACAAGCGCAUGAUGGGGUCCAAGAUUCUGCUCAUGGACGAGGGCACCUCGAGCAUGGACGCGGACACGGAAGAGGCCGUGGCGCGCCUCGUCGGUGACGCCUUUGCCGACUGCACAAAGGUGUUUGUGGGCCAUCGGCGCGCUCUGCUGGCAAACGCGCACAUUAUUCUGCGCCUUAGCAACUGGGCGGCGGAUCCAGAGGUCGUCCGGUUCGAGGAUGGGAACCAGAGGAGCAGCAGUGAGAGUGGGCAUGACAGUGAUCAAGAGCGGGUGUGGGCGCAUCUGAGCUAG